GCAAAAAAGUUUUAGGGCCAGAUAGUGGAAUAGCGUCCCUUCUAGUAUAAGUUCCUCCCAAGUUUGGAGCUUCUAACUUCCCUGCUUCCAGAGCCUUGCUUUGAUUGAUAGACUGGAUGAGUCAGUAUAUUCCGGAAGGAUUGACAACGCUAAGAAGAGAGCGAAAGUGGAAAAAGAAGCGAAGAAUUUGAUUGAGAAGGCUCAUUCUAAUCCCUCGGAUAAUGCUGAUUUGAGCCUGUAUGAGCGUACUAUGGAUGUUCUAAGGGAUUCUGCCAUUGGCUUGCAUCGCGAAUAUUUCAAUUAUGAAGAGACUGUGGAUGCAAGGGAUAUCUUGGCUCAGGUAAGCUACAAGCAUUUUACCGCCAAGUCAUUUUGCUCUAAAAGUGCUGCCACCAAUAAAAUAAAAACUUCAUAG
Molecule: messenger RNA, 415 nt
Organism: Cylicostephanus goldi
Lineage: Eukaryota; Metazoa; Nematoda; Chromadorea; Rhabditida; Strongylidae
Source: the annotation of a GenBank genome assembly